UAGCGAGAUUUCGGAAACUCAGACUGCGCAUGUCAAAAAAAAAUUUAAAAUAAGGACUGGGGCGAGUUGCGCUUAAAAGUAAACAAAUUUUAGGGUAGCUAGCACCAGGUUUAAUAGGCAUUUUAAUCACAUAAACCAACUUAAGGACUGGAAACUAAGUGGUUUAAAUAAAAUAUAGUCCUAUACCAAUAAGAUUAAUUCAAAUACAAAGCUAUUCGCUUGUUGCCUAGCUAAAACAAAACAAAAACUUUCAACCUCCAUUUUGAAGACUGUGGACACCAUGCCAACUUAAAGCAAAAUAUUUUCAGAUACGAAGUUAUCCCACAGAUAAUUUUUAUAAAAAUCAUUCCAAGAUAGUUACGAGAUACGAAUAAAAAAAGAACUGUAGGUGUAUCAGUACAUUACGAAUUGAUAUUGUAUCAAACAUUAGGUACUUUUUUUUCAAAAUUUUUGUUAAAGUUCAAGAUGGCUACUGGGGAUUUACACCUAGCUCGGUUGAACAAGCUGUGUCGAAUAUGUGGAAACACUCUGCCUGGACGAUCACAUAUUGUCCAAGAGCACAUAAAGAACUUGGACAGUAUUUUCAGAGCUGAUUUUUAUUCUGAUCGGGCAGGCAUUCACCCAAAAAAAUUCUGUCACUCGUGCUUUGCUACAAUAAGUAAUGUCCUAAAACGUGACUCAGCUACCGCUAUUGUGCCUGUUAAAUGGUAUACACAUAAAGACACCGAGUGCAAAACAUGCAUAUUAAGUGCACAAAAAAAGAGAGGUGGCAAACCUAUGAAAAGAAGGGGCGGUGGUAACCCAACACACAAAGCUGUGGAUUCCGCAGAAAAAACUUGGACACCCCUAGAACUUAAUAAAAUUUACAGAAAAACCUCUGAACUUUUUGACUAUAGUGGAAACGUUCUCUCAGACAUAAAUAUCAGUGAAGGCAACUGGGAACAUCUGAUUUGUGCUUUGUGUAGCAAUAUUUUAAAAAGGCCAUUAAUGAUAAACCAAUGUAACCACGUGUUUUGUGCCUUGUGUUUAACAAAUUGGUUGGAAAAUUCAAAUAGAUGUCCCACCUGCAGCAUCCCAACAACACCCGGGGAUGUCUCGCCUGGUUUGUGCAUUUCCAGGAUUUUAAACACACGAGUUGUCAAGGGAACAUGUGGUUGUUCAUUUAAACUGCUGUCUGCACAAUCGCACACAUGCUCUCCAGCAUUGUCAUUUACAACACUAGAGAUGAUGCAGUUGAGCCCUUCCAAGCCUGUACCGAAAAAGGUAGAAGAAUGCAUUGCUCAUGUGGUUGGAAUAAAAAUGCAGCAGUCAAACUUGCCGAAUAAAACUGUCCAAUUGCCCAGUGGAAGUUCACAAGUAAGAUUACUUAUGUAUGGAGUGGACUCAGUAAAAGUGAUUUGACAUUGACUUUUUUUAACAAGCAACUGAUUUUCAAACGGCUGA
Messenger RNA from Hydractinia symbiolongicarpus, 1443 nucleotides. Its product is annotated as V(D)J recombination-activating protein 1-like. The coding region runs from base 466 to 1401 and encodes 311 amino acids. The record is from RefSeq and is a predicted model, not a curated record. Gene Ontology annotation, molecular function: ubiquitin protein ligase activity. Gene Ontology annotation, biological process: ubiquitin-dependent protein catabolic process; protein polyubiquitination. The transcript has a single exon. Lineage: Eukaryota; Metazoa; Cnidaria; Hydrozoa; Anthoathecata; Hydractiniidae.